AUGUGCCAUGUGGUAUUAACACAGCAGAUUUCGUUCAGCGUCAGCGACUUAGGUCACGUAACCUGCACAUCAUCGCCGUCAGUGGAAGAAGGAGAUUGCCGCUAUCUGCCCAGAGAAGUGUUACAGGAAGAUUUCACGCAUCUCGCAAAGGCAGACAUCUUUGCUUUCGGUCUGACCCUUUACGAGGCAGCCGGCGGCGGCGCCCUACCACCCAACGGUCAAGAAUGGCAUGACAUCAGAGAUGGUAAACUACCUGAUCUUCCUAACGUCUCGAGGGAGUUCAACCAGUUACUCAAGAAAAUGGUAGACCCCGACCCCGCCUUGCGUCCCUCGGCGACGCGCCUGCGCAAGCAUCCCUUAUUACACCCGUGUGGCAACAAGAGUAAAUCGCAACUGUUAAGAGAGUUAGCUGCCACUAAUAUGAAGAAUGAACUGUUGUCGAGAAAACUGCAGGAAGCGGCAAGAUGCAUCAAGUCUCUAACACCGGCCCCAGUGCAGGAAUCUGCGAAAUUCCGUACGCGAUCCGCCAAACGGCUCCAGCCCGACAGCUACAGAAGAGGCUCGAAACCUCGAGUGGACGCGCAACUAGUCGAAAUGAUCCAGAGUGUCACCUCACCAAGAAUCGGCAGACGCAGAAGUAAGAAGGACGAGAAGGCGUAAUUUACAGCUGCGGUAACAUUGUCGAGUUAAAAAGCGACAUUUGACGUUAAACAACACUUGAGAAAUAAUCUUUUUAUAAAUCGUAUAAUAUAAUAGGAGAUAGUGCAAUUACGCGUAGCUAGCAUUGGUUUAUGAGUUUCCAUUUUGGUAAUUUAGUGGCAAUGAAAUCCGCGUAAAUAUCGUGGCA
This is a messenger RNA of Hyposmocoma kahamanoa, 847 nucleotides long. Its product is annotated as wee1-like protein kinase. Gene Ontology annotation, biological process: protein phosphorylation. The transcript is spliced from 5 exons. Lineage: Eukaryota; Metazoa; Arthropoda; Insecta; Lepidoptera; Cosmopterigidae. The record is from RefSeq and is a predicted model, not a curated record. Bases 1 to 660 code for a protein of 219 amino acids. Gene Ontology annotation, molecular function: ATP binding; protein kinase activity.